AUGCCCCGUCUCGAUCGUGGUGAUGUUUGGAAGGGCAAGGCGCGAUCCCUGCAGUUACAGCUCAGGGACCGUUUCCGAGUCGCUGUCGACCGCCAUUGUCGCCGCCGCCACCACCACACCUUCAUUCCCACCGCCGACGGCUACUUCUCCUCCACUAUUCAACGCUGGCUUACAAGAUUUCGUGAUUUCCGGAGAGAGUCACUGCCUUCUUCCACCUCUUUCUAUCGCAAACGAGUGACUAGGGAUUUUAGUUCUGAAGAAGAUUCAACUCUUGUUCGUAUGAUGCAAGCAGUUGCAGUUCCUGUUCUUGGAAAUGUUUGUCAUGUGUUUAUGAACGGAUUAAACCGUGUGCAGGUGUAUGGUUUAGAAAAGCUGCACUCCGCGUUGUUGCAUAGACCUCAGGGUAAACCUCUUCUUACGGUCAGCAAUCAUGUUGCUUCCAUGGAUGAUCCGCUUGUCAUUGCUUCUCUGCUUCCACCUAGUGUUCUUUUGGAUGCUAGGAAUCUUAGAUGGACGCUUUGUGCAACUGACAGGUGUUUUAAAAACCCCGUUACUUCUGCAUUCUUUCGAUCUGUCAAAGUCUUGCCGGUUUCUCGGGGUGAUGGGAUUUAUCAGGAGGGAAUGGACUUGGCCCUUUCAAAAUUAAACCAUGGUGAUUGGGUCCACAUAUUCCCUGAAGGUAGCCGGUCUCGGGAUGGUGGAAAAACCAUGAGCUCUUCCAAGAGAGGUGUUGGAAGGUUGGUCCUGGAUGGAGAUAGCAUGCCUCUCGUUGUCCCAUUUGUACAUACAGGGAUGCAGGAGAUUAUGCCUAUAGGUGCUAACUUUCCCAGAAUAGGCAAGCUGGUUACAGUGCUCAUAGGUGAUCCGAUCAAUUUUGAUGAUAUACUUAAACUUGACAUGGAGAAAGGUUUGGAUGUGCCAAGAAGACGACUAUAUGAUGCAGUAGCAUCAAGAAUUGGCGAUCGGUUGCAUGAACUAAAGGCCCAGGUUGACACUAUAGCAACUGAACAAGAAAUGCAACUACAAGAUCACUCCUCACGAAACACUGAACGAACAUCUGAAAUAUUGCAGCAGAUUGAUUGGGAAUUAUUUGGAAUGGAUAGCUGCAUGUCUGUAGAAGAUGAUUUAAAACAGCCACAAGAAACAGUUUCCCUUCCAAAUGUUAGUGUUUCUCGGCCUCAGCAAUCUCAUGGUGAUCAGAGUUGGAGAGCUGGAUUCUCAUACAGAAUGCGUGGUUAUAUUGAUCAGAUGGAGCUUGUGUCAUUUGCUGCCAAAGGCAUAUUUAUAAAUUAUGAAACGAAGAACUCUACUGGCUGUAGUAGAGAUAUAGGCCCCUUAAAGGCAUGGAAGCAGUUUUUGGAAGCAAAUCUAUUACGGCAGUGGAAUUACGUCCAUCACUGA
This is a messenger RNA of Sphenostylis stenocarpa, 1401 nucleotides long. Lineage: Eukaryota; Viridiplantae; Streptophyta; Magnoliopsida; Fabales; Fabaceae. The record is from the annotation of a GenBank genome assembly.